Molecule: messenger RNA, 1773 nt
Organism: Amoebophrya sp. A120
Lineage: Eukaryota; Dinophyceae; Syndiniales; Amoebophryaceae
Source: the annotation of a GenBank genome assembly
AGGAAAGUCGAGCAAGAACUCCCGGUGCAGCCGCGAGGACCAUCCUGUUAUCCUGUGCAAAAGUAUCGUAUUCGUAUUGCAAUCAUGCAUUACAAAUUUUCUUGUUAAGUCAAAUCCGCAUUACAAAUUUUAUUUCUAAUGCUAAGGAAAUUUGUAAUGCAUUUAUACGAGUACGAUACUUUUGCAAUCCAUACCUGUGGCAGCCGCACGAAUUGGUGCAAUUCCAGUCGGUAUGGAUUGCAAAUCUGUCUGGGUCUGGAAAGUUGUGAUGCUAAAAUGCGCAUGACGAAAACGCUCCCUCAUGCAGGAGAGCAUGACAAGUUAUUCGCAGAACGCUUCCUCAUACGCGCUCCGCAUGAGAAACUGCGUUUUUGUAUGACAAGCGAGGCUGUGACUUUUGUGGGUCAUGCAAUACAGAUCUCACAGGAAUGCAAGACCAGCAUUACAAGUUCCAACUUUCCAGACCCAGACAUUUUUGCAUUUGAUAGUCGGUGCGCCCGGGCCAGUACGCGCGUGCGCUCAGCCUGGUGGACCAGGAUCAGGAAGCGCUGCAGGAGGCCUGGCAGCACCUCUGCCAGCUGCAAGGGGCCGUUUCCGUGGUCGACCACGGGGACGAGAGCUUCGUCGGCCACGUGGGCGGGGGCGAAGAGAUUUAUGGUUCCCAGUGGUCAGAUAUGAAUUGCAAAUAUGUCUGGGUCUGGAAAUCUGUGAUGCUGAAUUGAGCAUGAUUGAAGCGCUUUCAAUGGCAGCCAGGCAUGACAAGUUUUAGAGGCGCCUGCUGAUGCCUACCACGCAACACAAAUUGCGUUUUUGCAUGACAAAGCAAGCUCCUCUUUUGCUGCUCAUGCAACAGAGAUUUUCCAGGAAUGCAAGACACGCAUCACAAGUUCCACUGUUCCAGACCCAGACAUUUUUGCAUUUGAUAUCAGAGCCGAGAUCUAUUUCUCGCGGAGGUGGUGUAAUUGCUGUCGAGAACAGUGGUUGUAGUACUAGGACUAGCCCCCGCGGCUGCCGGGGGAACACGAAGAGCACUAUCCUGAGUAAAAACGUCCCCACACCAGAGUCAAGGUGGAAAAUCUGCUAGACAAAUCUGUCAGCUUUUGCUGUUGCGCAUGACAAGUUUGGCAUCGUGGUGUAAUCCUGUUUAGCUAGUUCAGAAGCAUUACAGAUGAAGCAUAUCAUGCUGAUUCUAGCAUGACAAGUUCCCAAAUACGAAUAGAAAAUGCUUCUUAUGGGGCUCCGCAUGACAAACGUUUUUGGCAUGCAGAUUUGCAUUACAACUCUGGGGUGGGGACGUUUUUACAAAUGAUAAGCACUGCGUCUACUUCAUCGACGAUCAGGGACGAUGUGGAAGUAGUGGGUGGCGAUGACGAGCAGAGCAAGCAGCCUGUGUUUGUGGAAGAGAAGCGUACAGCUCCCGCUGCAGUGGAUCCUGUAGGCAGAAGUAGUUGUACCUCUGAAAUAAUUCAAAACAUUUAAUUGGCCUAGGGGGUAAAGUCAAUGAAAAAGAAAAUGAAAUAAAGCGCCCACCUCAUAUAGUCUGAUAAUCGUUUUCUUUUCACGAUAGUUGUAUAUUUAUUGUCAUUCUCAAUUUCUAGUAACGCGAAGAAGAAGUUUGCGCUAUACGACCCCAAAGAAUUCUUGACGGAUCAUAGAUAGUUGUACCCCUAGUAUUUGAUAAGCUUCCCAUGAUCAUGUUUUGACGUUUUGCUCCGCCAUUCCAGUGAUAUACCAGUCGAUUUGUAGUAUAGAGUCAGUCCGAAGUAAAAGUAA